Adelges cooleyi (spruce gall adelgid) is the source of this 2770-nucleotide messenger RNA. RefSeq names its product protein O-mannosyl-transferase TMTC4-like. The coding region runs from base 223 to 2421 and encodes 732 amino acids. Gene Ontology annotation, cellular component: endoplasmic reticulum. The transcript is spliced from 12 exons. The record is from RefSeq and is a predicted model, not a curated record. NCBI's taxonomy places the organism in Eukaryota, Metazoa, Arthropoda, Insecta, Hemiptera, Adelgidae. Gene Ontology annotation, molecular function: protein binding; mannosyltransferase activity. Gene Ontology annotation, biological process: endoplasmic reticulum unfolded protein response; protein O-linked glycosylation via mannose.
CACAACAAAAUUUUUAAAUUUUAAAUUAAUCAUCGUUGGACUUGAUUAAUAUUACGAUUAUUAUGUAUAGAUAGUGCCUGGGUAAUCUAACUCUUCUUCUAUUUAAAAAUAAUUAUUUGUCUAUUUAUUUUAUGAAUUAUGUAUAAAAUAUGUAACAUAAUUCAAAAUGUACGAUUUCAAACUUUUUCAACUUAAAGGACAUGUAAAUGUAGAACUUCCAUCAUGAAGCUAAACAAGAGCAAUUAUUGGGAUUCGCUGCUACCUUUUCCAGCAUUACCGGGCUGGGCUUCAGUCUUAACUGUUGGACUAUUGUCGAUUGUAUGCUAUAGUGCCACUUAUAAAGGUACUUUCGUGUUCGACGACUCCGAAGCCGUCGUCAACAAUCAUGAUGUCAACUUGUCAACACCAGUAAUCAAAAUAUUUAGUCAUGAUUUUUGGGGUACACGAUUGACUAACAACGCCAGUCACAAGUCAUACAGGCCUCUUACAAUAUUGUCAUUUAGGUUUAACGUUUGGCUAAACAAUGGAGAACUCUCUCCGAUGUCGUUUCACAUAACCAAUAUUAUUCUACACGCUGUCGUGUCGUGCCUCCUAUUACAAGUGUACAAUUCACUUUUCCGUAAUGAAGCUCCAAAAACUUCUUUUUUGGCGUCGGUUAUGUUUGCAGUACAUCCUGUACACACCGAAGUGGUGUCUAGUGUAGUUGGACGUGCCGAUUUAUUAAGCGCGUGUCUGUUUCUGUUGGUUUUUAUCAUCUAUCAUAAUGCAGCCAAUUCUAAAACAAUUAGUUUUAAAGUCAACCUUGCGACCUCAUUGUUUUGUUGCAUACUGAGUUUUAUAGCUAUGUUAUGCAAAGAACAAGGAGUCAUGAUUUUGAUAGUUUGCAGUGCUUACGAAUUAAUCGUGAUUAAUAAAAUUACUAUACAAACUUUAGUAAAAAAUGCAGAGUUUUCCAAAUUAUCAGGAAUGGUUAAAAAAGAAUCUUUUGAUAGAUUAGUAACGUUAACCGUUGGAUUUCUAAUCAUUAUCUAUACGAGAUGGUCCAUAAUGGGAUCUCCGCCGGUUUUCCAGCCGAUCGAUAAUCCCGCUUCAUUUUUGGAAUCGCGAAUUGAAAAAAUUGUCAACUACAGUUACAUCUACAUAAUCAACAUAUGGAUAAUGCUGUGCCCGAUUUGGUUGUGUUUCGACUGGUCAAUGGGAUGUGUAUCUUUAAUACAUUUAAAUCAGUUUCCUCAAGACCCUAGAUUAUUUUUGGUUUUCGGAUUUUGGAUUGUUCUUGUUUUUAUCACGUACAAAAUUUUGUAUUCUGACGAUUGCCAUCAGAGGCAAAUUCAAAUGGGGUUCGUAAUAGGUGCAGUGUCCUUCUUACCGGCAUCGAAUUUAUUGUUCCGAGUGGGUUUUGUAAUUGCGGAAAGAGCUUUAUACUUGCCGUCCAUCGGGUUCAUUUUGAUCGUCGUAUUGGGUAUUAGGAAAUUGUGCAGAGAACCAAUAAUAAGAGAGAUAGUUGGCGUGUGUGUUGUUAUGAUGCUCAUGGUACAGUCCAUAAGAACAUACCAGCGCAGUGAAGAAUGGAAUUCGGAAUACAUUUUGUUCAAGAGUGCUUUGAAAGUGUGCCCGAUGAACGCCAAAGUUCAUUAUAAUUUAGCAAAAAAUCUAGCAGACUCCGGCAACACGUCCGAAGCCAUAAACCGUUAUAGACAAGCGCUAGAACUACAUCCGGAAUAUGAUCAAGCUAUGAAUAAUUUAGCGAAUAUCCUCAAGGACCAAAAUAAACUAGAAGAGGCAAAAGCAUUACUAGAAAAAGCAGUCAGUAUAAGGAAAGAUUUUGCAGCUGCUUGGAUGAAUUUGGGGAUUGUGUUAUCGGGUCUGAAAAAUUUUAAAGAAGCUGAAUUUGCAUAUCUCACUGCGUUGCGUCAUCGCCGAAGAUAUCCUCAUUGUUAUUAUAAUUUGGGAAAUCUCUACCUCGAACAAGGUCAAAACACAAAAGCUUUAUUGGCUUGGCAAAAUGCUACCUUCCAGCAACCUACUCACAUUAUUGCAUGGAGUAACAUGAUCGUCAUGUUAGACUCGAUUGGCGAACUUAAACGAGCGGAAAAUGUUGCACGCAAAGCUUUGUCCAUUUUGCCUGACGAACCGAGUUUACAUUUCAACAUGGCAAACAUACUGGGAAAAUUGAACAAAUAUUCCGAAUCUGAAAAACACUUUUUGACAGCAAUUCAAUUGAAGAACAUGACAAACAAUUUAAAGCUUCUGGCGUUAUACCAUGCGAAUUUGGGAGUAUUGUAUCAUCGAUGGAAAAAGUAUGAACUUGCAGAGUCUCAUUAUUUACAAGCGUUGAACAUUGAUUCGAAAAUGCAAAGUCCAAAAGAUAAUCUUGUGGCGCUUCGUAGACAUUUGAAUGAAAUUAAUCAACCAAAUUAGUCAACAGAUUCUGAGAAAUCUCUCUAAAAGCGUACGAGAUCAAAAUGCCAAUAACAUUUUUUUCCAAAAAUUGUUUUGUUUUAACCUAAUUACUAGUUCAUAGAAGUACAAGUAGUAUUUUAUUUAAGUCGACAUAUCUAAUCGAUAAUUAAUGAUACAAACUACUCUUACAGUGAAUAUUUUUGGUUGUGAUUAUUUUAAAUAUUUUUACCUACUUAUAAGUUAUUAUUGUAUUAUAGAUUUUGACAAAUUGAUUUCUUAUACUCUAGUCCAUUCAACUAGGCGAACAAAUCAUUUCCAUAACAUUUUUCAAAAUAUGUUACUAAAUCAUUCUCACAUUUACUCGUGU